Molecule: messenger RNA, 692 nt
Organism: Triticum dicoccoides
Lineage: Eukaryota; Viridiplantae; Streptophyta; Magnoliopsida; Poales; Poaceae
Product: putative invertase inhibitor
Exons: 1
Coding region: 26-556 (176 amino acids)
Molecular function (GO): enzyme inhibitor activity
Source: RefSeq, a predicted model, not a curated record
GACUACCAACAUUGCAUCGAAAACCAUGGGGCCUUCACGAGCUCUCCCGUGCCUGGUCCUCCUCUUCCUUCUCUCCUCAUCCAGAGCUUCCGUCUUAGAAGAUACGUGCAAAUCCUUCGCCGACGGCAACCCGGGCGUCGGCUACGACUAUUGCAUCAAGUUUUUCCAGGCGAGCAAGGACAGUGCCACCGCCGACAAGCGUGGCUUGGCUAUCAUCGCAUCAAAGCUCACCGGAGCGGCAGCCAAGAGCAUAGGCAAGCACAUCCAAGCCCUCAAGGCCUCGGAGAAGGACAAGCACAUCCAGUCGGGCCUCAAUGACUGCGGUGAUUUGUACUCGCAAGCUGUGGACUUGCUCGACGUGGCAGCGAAAGGCGUCGCGGCGGGUACACCGCGAGGCAAACUAGACGCAGUGGCGAACCUCAGCGGCGCACUGGUCAGCCCCCAAACCUGCGAGGACGGUUUCAGCGAAUUGGGCGUGAAGUCGCCGCUCUCCGCCGAGGACUCCGAGUUCACUAAGGAGGUCUCCAUCGCACUCGUUAUAACGAACUCGUUAUGAGUAGCUUGAUUAGAAGGGAAUUAUUUUUCAGUCCAUCUAUUCAUCUGGCCAUCUGGAUAAUAAUUUUCUCAUGGAAUUGUUGUGUGGUGAUUUUUAAAAUAGCAAAAAUCAAGUGAAUGUCGCACAUUUUGCAUGC